This is a messenger RNA of Lathyrus oleraceus (garden pea), 1218 nucleotides long. RefSeq names its product B3 domain-containing protein At2g24670-like. The coding region runs from base 1 to 1218 and encodes 405 amino acids. Lineage: Eukaryota; Viridiplantae; Streptophyta; Magnoliopsida; Fabales; Fabaceae. The record is from RefSeq and is a predicted model, not a curated record. Gene Ontology annotation, molecular function: DNA binding. The transcript has a single exon.
AUGGAGGGACGUGUAUUUGCUUCUAGAAUAUUAGAGAAAUUUGAUGGUGAUGACUAUUUGAUGAUUGAAAAGUUAUUAGCUUUACGAUCUGAGUCUUUGGCGAAUCAAUUCAAAAGUGACGCUUCUGCUGUUCUUCAUUCAAACAAUCGACAUUAUGCUACUGUUUCAGAGACAAUAACAACCAAUAGUCAAGAGGUUGAUGCUGGUACAAGUGUAAAAAUUGAUGCUGAUGUUUCAGAGACAAUAACAACCAAUGGUCAAGAGGUUGAUGCUGGUACAAGUGUAAAAAUUGAUGCUGAUGUUCUUCAUUCAAAGAAUCGACAAUAUGUUGCUGCUUCGGAGACAAUAACAGCCAAUAAUCAUGAGAUUGUGGCUGAUACAAGUAGUCGUAAAAUAACUAUUAAAAUAAAACUAAGUGAUCGAUCUCUAAGAGUUGUUUAUGGAAAUUCUAACGAGACAGUUACCGAGGAAUUCAACAAUCCUGAUAUAAAGAAUAACGAGACAGCUACCGAGGAAUUCAACAAUCCUGAUGUAAAGAAUAAUGAGACAAGUACUGAGGAAUUUGAGAAUCCUGAUGUAAAGAAUAACAAGACAACUGUCGAGGAACUCAACAAUCCUAAUACAAAGAAAAAUAAUGAGAUGGUUGACGAGGAAUCUUCGUUUGCCGAGAGUUACAAGACGAAUAUCAAGAAAAUAAAGGCAAAUAAGAAAAGAUCAAACAAGCCUUCAAAUAAAGGAAAGAAGAAAACCAAUAACAAUGGUAACAUUAGUCCCCAGCCGGAAAUAGAAGAACCCGGACUUCCUUUCGAAUUCAAAGAAAAGAUUGAACAAAUGGGAGGCAUUGAGGUGAAGUUUGUGAUCCAGAAGGAACUAACAAAUAGUGAUGUGACGCAAAACAGUGGUCGUCUCUCCAUCCCAAAAGGAAGCGUUAAAGAGAGUUUUUUGACACCAGAUGAGGAAUCAUACUUGGAUUAUGAGCGUAAUAAAAAAGAGAAGAUUACUGGUAUGUGUGUAUCGAUGCUGGAUCACAAUCUUAACCUUUGGGAUGAAAUGUGCUUGAAGAAGUGGAAAAUGGAAACUUCUGAAGUCUACAACAUCACAGAAGGAUGGAACGUACUUGUAGCAGAAAACGAUUGGAAAAAAGACGAGAAGGUGUUGGUGCAACUUUGGUCUUUCAGACGCAACCACAAGCUCUAUUUUGCACUCGUCAAGCUUUAG